Venturia canescens is the source of this 2405-nucleotide messenger RNA. RefSeq names its product probable cytochrome P450 6a14. The transcript is spliced from 4 exons. The record is from RefSeq and is a predicted model, not a curated record. Gene Ontology annotation, molecular function: monooxygenase activity; oxidoreductase activity, acting on paired donors, with incorporation or reduction of molecular oxygen; iron ion binding. The coding region runs from base 521 to 2065 and encodes 514 amino acids. NCBI's taxonomy places the organism in Eukaryota, Metazoa, Arthropoda, Insecta, Hymenoptera, Ichneumonidae.
CGCAGAUGCAACAGAUGAUACCGCGGGCGACCAUAACUUAGCUUUACCUCAAACACGAAUACAGGAUAUUACAAUCACGUUGCCAAGUUUGGUUGUUCACAUUCCUCGUAUGGAAAACCCACAGUUUAACCGUUUUACCGCUGCCAGUUACAUACAGAAUCGCAAUUCCAAGAUCAACAGUCCAUCGUGAGUCGUCAUUGAAGUAGCAUGAGCAUUUUUUCUUCAGAGACGUAUUAUUAUUUUUUGUGACUGCAUAAUUAGUCACGUGCGCAGUAGAGAACAAUUGUUACGUCAUUUCCGAGUGGAGUUUUUGUUCAGUGAAUUUGAUACGUUUUAUUAAAACAAAAAUAGUGUGGCGAUCGAAUUAAAAAAAUCUUGACUCUACAAAUCAGCUUAUUCGGAAUAAUAAAAUGAGUGAUGAUCAUCCAGUUAAUUGGAACUAAUUGAAGUACUACUUUUUCCACCUCGAGCAUUCAAAUAAAUUUUUCUGUAUUUUUUGAUAAAUAAUAUAGGCCAAGAAAUGGAUUUAACAAUUUUUGAGUUCGGUCUGAUUAUAAUCGGUCUUUUAUCAGCUCUUUAUUAUUAUCUUGUAUCGACUUACGAUUACUGGGAAUCUCGCGGAGCUCGAGGACCGAAACCGAUCAUUUUUUUUGGUACCAUUAAGGAUUUAAUGUUGAAUAAAUGUUCAAUGGGCGAUUAUGUAACAAAUGUUUACAAUGAAUGGAAGAACGAACCUUAUGUCGGAGUAUUUUUACGUCGUCAACCGGUACUCAUCCUUAACGAUCUCGAUCUCAUCAAGGAUGUUCUAAUAAAAGACUUUAAUACAUUCGCUGAGCGCACUCUAGAGAUUCACGAAAAAAUAGAGCCCUUGUCGGCUCAUCUCUUCAAUCUCGAGGCAAAAAGAUGGCGACCUUUGAGACAUCAAUUAACACCGGUUUUCACUUCUGGAAAACUGAAACAAAUGUUUUACCUACUCAUUGAAUGCGCCGAUCACCUCGAAAAAUAUUUAGAUGAUCUGGUUGAUUCGACCAAAACCAAUGAAAUGAUCAUCGAAUUUCGUGACUUUACGGCUAAAUUUACAACCGAUGUCAUUGGCGUUUGUGCCUUCGGACUUCAAAUGAACGCAAUAGCAGAUGAGAACAGUACUUUCCGAUCCAUGGGUAAACGCAUUUUCGCCAACAAUUGGAAGACACUAAUGCUAUUUCGCUUGAGAACUAUAGCGCCGCAGUUGUUUGAAAUUUUCGGACGAUUUCUUGUUGACAAAGAGAUGUCUGAUUUCUACAUUAAUACGAUGACACAAACGAUGGAUUAUCGAAAAAAAAAUGGUAUCGUUAAACACGAUUUCAUCGAUCUUCUUAUGGUGCUGAGAGACCAUCCUGAGAAAGUGACAGACAUCGAAUUAAAUGAUGGUCUUCUAGCAGCUCAGCUCUUCGUAUUUUUCGUCGCUGGUUUCGAGACGUCUUCUAGUGCAAUAAGUCAUGCCUUAUACGAGCUUGCUCUCAAUCCGGAAGUCCAGGAAAAGUUAAGACAAGAAAUAAAACACAAAAUGAACGAAACAGGAAACAAAAUUGAUUAUGAUAUGAUCAAAUCGAUGAAAUACUUGGACAUGGUUUUCCAAGAAACACUCAGGAAAUAUCCACCGGUCACUUUUCUUAUGCGGAAAUCUAUCGAACCUUACACUUUCCAUGAUUCUUCGAACAAUAAAUUGUUGACAAUCAAAAAAGGCGAAAGUAUUUGGAUACCGAACUAUGCGAUUCAACACGAUCAUCGAUAUUUCCCCGAACCCGAAGUUUUUGAUCCCGAAAGAUUUACCGAAGAAGCUAUCAAAUCUCGCCACUCAAUGAUCUAUUUGCCUUUUGGAGAUGGUCCGAGAAAUUGUAUCGGCAAACGCUUUGGUGUGAUGCAGACAAAAGUUGGACUGAUCAAAAUUUUGCAUCACUACAGUGUAGAAACCUGCGAAAAAACGACUAUACCUUACGAAAGUGAUCCUAAGGCAUUCCUAUUGUCGCCAAAAAAUGGCAUUCACCUAAAAAUCGUCAGAGACGCUCUCAGUACUGAUCUCUAGAUAAACUAGCCUGGACAUUCCAAUCGGGACUGAGAUCAACGGACCGUUCAGAGGCACCCAAAAAGUUUUUUAUUGUUGGAUUUUGGAAGAUGUGGUCUAAUCUGACUAGGUUAUUUAGAAUAAAUUACUUGAAAAAAAUUUUUUUUUGUAUACGCUCCGAAUACGAAUAAAAUAAACUCCCGAGUCAUGUUAGCCUCGGAUCAAGUUAUGGCCUGGCUGAACUGAUCUCUCGAUGGACUAUUCGUAUUCAGUCGUAUUUUAGAUUACAUAUGCAUUUGUUCAGAACUUUUCUACUAACAUUGUAAUAUUUUGUAAUAAAGAGAUAUUUCUGGAUGUUCAA